UACUUGUGCCAAUUAGUCUAUAGAGUCACACCUACCGCUUCCACCAUUAAUGCAAGGGAGGCUCCGUCUCGGUAGUUAAAGCAGUUUAAUAAACAAAACAAAAUCUAAAACUUGGUGGUUGAACUUGACACAGAUGGAGUUGACAUGGAUCGUAUUUCUUCAAGUACAUGCUCAAAAGAUGACAUUGCAAUCUUCCAAGGGUCAACAGCCCCACUUCCUAAUGGGAUUCCCUCCUACGCAGUUCAGAUCCUAAACGCCCGCAAUUCAGGCUGCAGCAUCUCCCACAUUCAUGUCAAAUGUGGAUGGUUUAGCUCUGUCCGUUUGAUCAAUCCUACAAUUUUCAGGAGAAUUUACUAUGAUGAUUGCCUAGUCAACAAUGGUCAGCCUCUUGGCCCCGGCGAAACACUCUCAUUCCAGUAUGCCAAUAGUUUCCCUUAUGCUCUCUCUGUUUCAUCUGUCGUUUGUUGCUGAACUUAUUUGCCUUUCCUUUUCGUUUUUGCCUUUUUUUUUUGUUUUGUUUAAUGAAAUGUAUAAUAUAUAGUGAAAUCUUAAUAAUAGUUGUCCUAUAUUUUCACUAAGGCUAUAUGUAUCUAAGCAAUAAAAUUAAAAGGCAAAAUUGACAGCUCUGAUAUUAUUAAACUUUAUGUUUUUGCUAGUAUUGAAAAUUAAAACAGAAAACAAGAUAAGCCUAGCUAAUUAAUAACUAUAAUCAUAAGAAAAAUCAGUGACACCAACCAUAGCAGAAACCACUUGGGAAACUAGGUAGAAUCCUCCCCCAAGAAUGGCCAAAAUGAGAAUUGCAGAAAUGGGAUUUUUCAAUAACUCAAAUAUAGGCAAGAAGAUGGUGUAUAGAGCUCCAGUACUGACAGUGAGAGCAUAAAGUGCAUAUCUUCUUACGUUGUCCCAAAACUCUUCAGCCAGUGGCCCUUCUGGACCUAAAGCUAAUGCCUUUUGGUCAUCCAAUCCCAUCAGAAACAGCAGAACUCCAACAGAAACCGCCCCAACUAUUAAAGACCUUGAAUAGUCUAUCUCAUUUGUACAAACAUGAGCCAUAUUUUGACCCUUUGACAAAUUUUGGCAUCUGGGGUCAACUUCUUGGAUUAAAAUUGUAUUGUUGAUGAUAUCAUCUGAUUUGGCUGUGCAUUGUGGCGCAGUGUGUCUCUGAAUGGUAAUACUAACUUUUGAAAGCAAAGAUGAGGCAGCGCGUGGAUUUGUGUGGUACUUUUGGUGUGAGAUUGGGAAGAGUGGUGGACGAAUUGAGAUAGAAUUGGUAAGAUUGGUGCACCUGAGAAGGUUGAAUUGGGAUUUCAAGCUACACAUUUUGACCCUCAGCAGAUUAAUGAGCUC
Cannabis sativa is the source of this 1347-nucleotide messenger RNA. RefSeq names its product TPD1 protein homolog 1. Lineage: Eukaryota; Viridiplantae; Streptophyta; Magnoliopsida; Rosales; Cannabaceae. Bases 145 to 471 code for a protein of 108 amino acids. The record is from RefSeq and is a predicted model, not a curated record. Gene Ontology annotation, biological process: cell fate determination. The transcript has a single exon.